Molecule: messenger RNA, 573 nt
Organism: Dovyalis caffra
Lineage: Eukaryota; Viridiplantae; Streptophyta; Magnoliopsida; Malpighiales; Salicaceae
Source: the annotation of a GenBank genome assembly
AUGGCGACCAGUGCCACUAAUCCUGCUCUGGAUCCGGAUCUAGACCAACCAGACAACCCGAAUCACGAGUUCGCUCAAUUUGGAGCUGGAUGCUUCUGGGGAGUUGAGCUUGCCUUUCAGAGACUACCUGGGGUGGUAAAAACUGAAGUGGGCUACUCUCAGGGUCACGUCCCUGAUCCAACUUACAAUCUGGUAUGCACCAACACCACCAACCACGUUGAAGUUGUUCGGGUCCAAUUUGACCCCGAAGUUUGCCCAUAUACCAACCUCCUCUCUCUUUUCUGGUCUCGCCAUGAUCCCACCACCCUCAAUCGCCAGGGUGGCGAUGUGGGUCCACAGUAUAGAUCAGGAAUAUACUACUACAACGAGGCUCAAGCUAAGUUAGCCCAGGAAUCAAAGGAAGCUAAGCAGUUGGAAUUGAAGGAUAAGAAGGUUGUGACAGAAAUUCUGCCUGCUAAGAGGUUUUACAGAGCUGAAGAUUACCAUCAGCAGUAUCUGGAAAAAGGUGGAGGUGGAGGUGCUAAACAGUCUGCUGGAAAAGGUUGCAAUGACCCUAUUAGAUGCUAUGGUUAA